Messenger RNA from Pectinophora gossypiella (pink bollworm), 1813 nucleotides. Its product is annotated as luciferin 4-monooxygenase-like. Gene Ontology annotation, biological process: long-chain fatty acid metabolic process; fatty-acyl-CoA biosynthetic process. Gene Ontology annotation, molecular function: long-chain fatty acid-CoA ligase activity. The record is from RefSeq and is a predicted model, not a curated record. NCBI's taxonomy places the organism in Eukaryota, Metazoa, Arthropoda, Insecta, Lepidoptera, Gelechiidae. The transcript has 9 exons. The coding region runs from base 128 to 1717 and encodes 529 amino acids.
GAUUCAUUCAUUGCCUUUCUCAGCGUCAUCUUAGUAAGUCGCGUACCUAAGUUUAGGCGAAAUUCUCGUAACCAUUUUAAAAACAUAAUACUAAUAUUUCUUUUCAUUUAUCAUAAAACUAAAUACAAUGUUUAACAACAAAUUGUACGUUUACGGAGAUCAAGAUGUUCAAGUUCCAGCUCAUUUGAAUUUUGGAAAAUUUAUAUUAAAUCAUAUUUUGCGUAUGGGCGAUGCAGUCGCUUUGGAAAAUGCAGAAUCAGGAGAGAAAAUUACGUACAAGGAACUGGCAGAGUAUGCUGUGAAGCUGUCUGUGGGACUGACUAACCUUGGAGUGAAGAAAGGUGACAUCGUCGCAUUGGGAUCUGAGAAGCGUCUGCUGUUUGUUCCAACUGCUUUGGCUAUUAUUUUUAGCGGAGCAACUUACACUCCGUAUGAUUUUAAAAGUGGUCGAGCACACUUACAGCAUAAAAUGAAAAUAACUCAGCCAAAGUAUUUCAUUUGCUCCGAAUUGUUCUGGGAGACUAAUAGAGAAGUGUUGGAAGGUUUCGAAUCCGUAAAAACAUUCAUAAGUUUGGACAAUUCUCCAAAAAAAGUUUCUGUGAGUUCAUUGACAUGUGACUGGGCUGCUGUUGAUGUGGAGCAGUUUGAACCCACAGCAGUUGAAGGUCAAGUUGAUACGGCCUUUGUUUUAUAUUCGUCUGGUACUACUGGCAUGCCCAAAGGGGUAAAACUGUCGCACUUGAAUUGUAUUCUCAACAGUUUAUCUCACGAUUUCAAAGACAGUUCUUUAAAAACAGCUUAUGUCACCGGAGACUGGUUUCACAAUUAUGAUUCUUUUAUGACAUACAAAAUGCUCGGUCUUGGAGUAAAAAUUAUCUACACGACGGAAGUGACGCCUGAAAUUGUUGCCAAAGCACUCGAAAAACAUCAGGUGAAUAUAGCGUUCUUGGUUCCGUCUGUAGUCAGUUGGCUUUCCAAAAUAGAUGAAGCAGACCACUAUAAUCUUGACUCUCUAAAAGUAGUAUACUGUCGAUCAUCUCCGCUUCAUGUAAAAACAAUGGCUAAACUAAAACAAAGGUUCCCUUCAAUAAAACACGUGUUGCAAGGAUAUGGUAUGACAGAAGCUGGUGAACUCACAUCAGAGAACUGGGGUGCUAAAGGCCCAAGACCUGGUAGCGUUGGCGCGCCAUCACCUGGCAUCACUUUAAAGGUUGAACAUCCUGAAACUCGUCAAAUCUUGGGACCCAAUGAACACGGGGAAAUAAGCUUAAGAGGUCCAGUCUUCAUGGCAGGGUACAUAGACGUCGACCCUUCAACGUACUUGGAUGACCAAGGCUUCUUCAGAACCGGAGACUUGGGAUAUUAUGAUGAGGAUGGAUACUUCUACGUUAUUGAUAGACUGAAGGAAAUGAUCAUACACGACGGUUACAAAGUUGCUCCUUUGGAACUGGAGACCAUAUUAUUGCUACACCCUGGAGUACGCGAGGCGGGGGUAGUUGGGAAACCAGACCCUGAAUUCACAGAACUGCCUACGGCCUUUGUCGUCAGACAACCAGGGUCGUCGGUCACUGAACAAGAGCUGAUCGAUUUUGUCGCUGAUGAGGUAUCACCACACAUGCAACUGAAAGGUGGAAUAAAGUUCAUAAAAGAAUUACCGAGGAAUCCUCGAGGCAAGAUUCUACGUCGUUGUCUGAGAGAAAUGUUGAAUGAAAUAUAAUUUGAAUAUAUUAAUAAUUAUUAUUGGUUUCUGUUACUGCCUGUAAGUUGCAUUUGAAUGAAUUUGAAGCAGAAAAACUAACACAAAAAAAUAUAU